Ceutorhynchus assimilis (cabbage seed weevil) is the source of this 3525-nucleotide messenger RNA. NCBI's taxonomy places the organism in Eukaryota, Metazoa, Arthropoda, Insecta, Coleoptera, Curculionidae. The record is from the annotation of a GenBank genome assembly.
AUGUCCAAGCAAUUUCCUGUUCCCGACUGCACCCCAAAAUGCCAAUCCACAGUCCAUGGUGACCUAAUCACAGCAGCAAUCACCAAAAGAAGCAUUUCGGACAAGGAUUUAUCCUCUUACCUCACUCACAUUUGCCAUUGUUGCGGCUCUGUGAAAGAUUCCGAUGGUCGCACGGCUUUGCACGUGGCAGCCUCUUGCGGCCGAACAGCUUUAGUCAGUUGGCUACUAAAAAGCUGCCAUGCAAAUAUUAAUGCCAGAGAUAAAGAGUCUGGGUAUACAGCUUUGCAUAGGAGUGUGUUUUAUGGGAAAAUCGAUACUGUUGUGGAACUUAUAAAGUUGGGAGCCAGUUUAACUUUGCAAGACUCCAACGGGCUCAGUUUUUUGGAGCAUGCCAUGUUAGAUAGAUAUUUGCCUCCAAAUUGUUAUAGCUGUGCCAGAGGGGAGCUGUUUACUUGGGGUUCAAACUCUAAUAUGUCAUUAGGGUCGCAACUUUCAAGGACCAUACCUGAAACUAUGGAUAUUUUCCAUAAGGAAUAUCCUAAUGAAAAUGUAAAACAAAUAUUUAUUAAUCAGUUUCAUAGUGUUAUUUUAACAGAACUUGGUUCUGUUUAUUCUUGUGGUCACGGACAAGGUGGUCGUCUAGGCUUGGGCAUUCAACAAUUUGAAGUUACACCAAAAGUAAUUAAAUUCCCAACUUCCAGCAAAAAUAGCGAAGCCAUCAAAAUUCUAUGCUGUAGUAUUGCAAGAGAUCACAGCUUAUUUUUAGCAGCAACCGGGGAAUUGUACAGUUGUGGCCUCAAUAAGCACAAGGUUUUAGGUAUCGCACCUCCUCCAGAUGAACUAUUGGCCCCUAAACCUCUAAAGUAUCUAGCUGAUAUGCCCUCGUUUGUAGCCACAGGCAAUUAUCACUCGUUGAUUUGGAAUAAAUCGAAUUUGUUCACUUGGGGUCUCAAUGCUGGCCAGUUGGGACACCAAUUGAACAACUCGCAAGAUGAUAAAUAUAUUUUAACACCUAAAAGAGUCAAAUGUAUUAAAGAACAAGAUCAAAUAAAAUUAGUUAGUGCUAGUACAGGAGCUACAGUUGUCUAUACUGAAAAAGGUGAUGUGUAUGUUCUACAUGAGUAUCAGUGCAGAAAAAUUGCUUCGCGACAAUUAAAUUUAGUCCAAAUCACUGUGAUUGGUGGUAAAUUGAAUCAUAAACUAGAUGAGGAAUUGUCAGAUAAGACUCGCGAAUUAAAAGUUGCUGCUCUAACAAAUACAGGAAACGUUUGUUUGUGGCAAGAAAACGAUCCAGUUUUGAGACGUUGCAUUUUUUCCAUCAACAGAGCACUGAACAUUAAACAAAUGAGCUUUAACAUUAAUAAUUUGUUGUUUGUUACUAAUGAUGGAGAGGCAUUUAAAGGAGAGGCUAAGCCUAGAAAAAAAAAAGUUGUAGAUACUAAUAAGAAUGCGACAAAAAGUGAUUUCCAUAAAUUCCUAGAAAAAGACGAAUGUCUUUUGGUUAAAUUGGAGAAAAUUCCUAGAAUUCAUAGAGGCCUCAGCAUACAAAGUGAUCCUAAAGGUUUAAAUUUUGCUAUUAUUCAAGACAGGCCCUAUAAAUAUUUAUCAAAAUAUGACGUAACUGAAUCCACAAUGUUGGAAAAUAUGUUUGAUUUAUUCACAACUGCCGAAGAUUUUGGGGAUGUUGAACUUAAAGUCAACGACACGAAAUUCAUGGCUCAUAAAUUUAUUUUAGCGACCAAAAGUCACUAUUUUGCAAAUUUAUUUAAGAAAAAUCAACAGCAGUUUGAAUUCAAAGGUUUUAAUGCACAAGUAUUUGAGGAAUUUCUAAAAUAUAUCUACAUUGGCACUACUGAACUUAUUGAAAUUGGUGAACUGCAAAAUGAAUCUCUUAUUAGGCUGUGUCAGAAGCCGCAAGUUGAGGAAAAGGAAAAUGAUGUUAUUAUUGACGGAAAUAAAUCGGCUUUUGAAUAUUAUUCCUUAAAAGACAAGGUUACUGAUAAUGCGGAAAAAAAAUUAGACAAUCCUGUCAGGAUGCUUCACGAAAUGGCUAAAAGAUUCGAAGUGAUAGAGUUACAGAAAAUCUUGAGCAAUUUGGAUAUGGUUAAAACUGCUGUGAGGCUUAAGAGAGGGGGCAAACAAACAAAAAGGGGCCCAAUAAUUUUCAAUAAAAACCUAUUUCCUCAAUUAUACGAUGUAGAAAUCCAUUGUAAAAAUGACAUGGUUUUGAGGGCCCAUAAAUGUAUUUUGGUCGCCAGGUUGGAUUAUUUUUGCAGCAUGUUUUCGGCCAGAUGGAAUCGGGUUGAAGCCUCCAAAAUCACAAUGCCGUUCCCUAAAGAAGUUGUAGAAGCCCUUCUAGAGUUUUUAUACACUGAUUCUUUGGAUCGGUUAGAAGAUCGCGACGUGGACCAACUAUUCAAAAUAAUAAUUUUAGCCGAUCAAUUUUUUGUGACGCGGCUCAAAGACCAAUGCGAAAUUAUUUUGUCCAACAUGCUGACUAUAAAAAAUACUUGCCAGCUAUUGAUGUUUGCUGAUAUUUACAAUGCUGACAGCUUGAAAGAGAACUGUUUCGAAUUUAUACAGCAAAAUAUGACUCCGUUUUUGGAAAUGAGAUUAUUGGACGAACUGGACGGGCAUCUAUUGAAAGAGUUGUCUGAUUUUUAUCAGGUUAGACGACAGUUGGAUUGUAGAGUGAUUACUCCGUAUUCUACAGCUGUGACGGAUCAAGAAAUUAGCCAUAUUAGUUUUACGUAUCCAGUAGAUAUUAAAGAGAUGAAAGAGAAGCAGAAAAGUAUUGGUGGAAGCAAGAAGCGUGUAAGGGCCCACAAAACUAGUUCUUCCGAUAAACAUGUAUUGUCCCAAUCACUAGAAAGUGACAGUAAUUUGCAUAAUAUAUCGUUUUCUUCCGAUAUUCAAGAGGAAUUAAGUGUUUCUAUUGAGGAAAUCGAAAGCCCUUUAGCGAACAGAGUAAAAGCAAUUACAAUCGCCAAUAAGGCAGUCAAAUAUGAAGAAAUCGAAGAAAACUUCACCGUCUUGCGCAAAAAAUCUGAGAAUUUGAGCGGCUCAUUUGUGGACAGUUUCGAGUUUCCUUUAUUGAGCAGUCCUCCAAAAUCUUCCGGUUUUGGGGGACAACGAACAACUAAGCUUGAUUUUAAAAUGAAACCCGUAAAAUUGUCACAGAAGCAACGGAAGAGGCUGUCUUCGGAGAGCAAUCCUGUGGUUACGUCACCUGCGUUAACAGAAAGUCCCAAAAACCCAUGGAAAAUCCUCCAAGACCCCAUUUCACCAAUAAACUCGCCCCAAAACGACAACAUUGAAGCGAUCAUGUCCCGAGAGAAAAAGCAAAAGGAAAACUUGGUGAAAAUUACCAGCAAACCUUUGGCAUUUACUCAGCUUGAAGACAAAGCUAUAGAGGAGCUAAGAAAGUUUUACAGUGUUGACAUUAUUGAAGAGGAACUGAUAACAAUCGAAAGAGCCUCAAUGGGGGAUGUUGCGGUACCGGUAUGGGUACCGAAAACCAGAUAG